AGCAGAUCUGCCGAUGUGUUGGAGGAUUACAGAAGAAAACGUAGAAGAAGAAAUGGAAAAGAGGAAAAUGGAUGAAAUGGAUGUGACGACGCGCAAAAGGAGAGGAGGAUUCACGCGCUACAGAGAACCACACACAGGAGCCCUUCUGCCAGGAGAGAGAGACAGACAGAGGAGGAGGAGAAGAAGACGUCUUGGAAGACACUUGGAAACCCCCCCACCUCCACUCCCCCCUCCCUCUCACAUAAACACUCAUACACACACCUCCCCUUCCCACCCGUCAGCGAGCUAUUUUUUACACCCCACAAGUAUCCUGGUAUAAGAAAAACUUUUUUCUUCCUCAUUGGAAAGAAGAAAAUCCUCCAAAGAAACUCCAACAAACACUCAGAGAGCCGCGAGCGCAGCGCGGAGGAGCAUGGCCCGCAGGGCGCAGUUUAAGUUCCUAGGAACUUUCUGGAAGCCGUUUCCUUCCUCCACGACAUCAGAAAAUCAGAGGAAAUCUCUCGGUCAGAUUGCAGGGGACCGUUGGAGAGACACCGUCACGUGACCCCCGGUACCAAAUGGUCUUCCGGCAGUGGCUCUCAUCAGUGACCGGAGCACACGCAGACGCCGCCUCUCCUCUCAGAAAUGCAGAAGACGACAUACUACGACAACUCCUCGACACUUUUCGGUGGCUACUCGUCCUACCAGGUGCAGGGGGCUGCAGCGGCGGCGGCAGCAGCCAACGGCUUUGGGGGCUACGAUGCCCCGGUCCCAGUGUCCCACCACCAGCCGGCCUUCCAGUCGGCGUCCCAUCUGGACGUGGACUCGUACCAGCGCUCGGCGUGCUCCUUACAGGCGCUGGGCAGUAACAGCAGCCACCAGCAGCAGCAGCAGCUCGCCAAGAACAAGGAGCUGAAUGGCAGCUGCAUGCGGCCCAGCCUGCCACCAGAGCACCACCCCGCCUCCCAAGUGUCCCCCCCACUGCCCCCAAACCCCAGCAAUGGUAGUACUGGGGCUCAGCAGCCGGGGGGCAGUGCUGGGGCCUCUUCAGUGUCCAAAUCAGGCCCUACUAAGUCCUCCAAUUCCUCCUCGUCCAUAUCGUCCUCCACCUCGUCCUCCUCCUCCUCCCUGCCCCCCAACCCUGCCCUGGCCAAGCAGAUCUUCCCCUGGAUGAAGGAGAGCCGGCAGACGACCAAGCAGAAAAACUGUUCGCCCAGCAACAACUCUGGAAACGCGUCAGGAGGAGCAGAGAGCGGCAGCAGCGGGGAGAAGAGUCCGACGGGCAGCUCAUCGGCGUCUUCUAAGCGUGCUCGUACGGCGUACACGAGCGCCCAGCUGGUGGAGCUGGAGAAGGAGUUUCACUUUAACCGCUACCUGUGCCGGCCACGCCGCGUGGAGAUGGCCAACCUCCUCAACCUGUCCGAGCGCCAGAUCAAGAUCUGGUUCCAGAACCGACGUAUGAAGUACAAGAAGGACCAGAAGUCCAAGGGCCUGAGCUCCAGCUCUGGGGGGCCCUCGCCGACGGGGUCUCCCCCCCUCACCAUGCAGUCCUCCGCCAGCUUCCUCAACUCCAUACACGCUAUGGGUGGGGGAGGCGGGGCAGGAGGCUACGACGUCCCGUCUCCGCCAUCCUUCGGGAAGCCCCACCAGGGCGUGUCCUACUCCAUGUCCACUGCCUACUCCAACGUCCCCAUGAAGGGCUGCCCCCCCCAGCAGAAGUACGGGGCCCCCGACCCGGACUACGGCGACCCCCACCCCCACCACGGUCUGGUACAGGCCAACAACGCGGGCUAUGGGACCCCCACCAACAUGCAGGCCAGCCCGGUAUACGUAGGGGGGGGCAGCUAUGUGGACCAGAUGCCCGGCUCGGGGCCCUCCAUGUACGGGCUAAACCACCUCGGCCCCACACCCCCCCACCACCAAACCAUGGACUACAACGGCGGGGGGCCUAUGUCGGCUGCAAACCAGCACCACGUGGGUGGAGGGGGCCCGCAGGGUCCCUGUGACCCCCCCGCACACCCGACGUACACCGAGCUGUCGGCGCACCACACCUCGACUCAGGGCAGAAUCCAGGAAGCACCCAAGCUCACUCACCUGUAGCAGGUUUGGAACAAACGUAGGAGGUAGAAGACGACAGGAACGAGUAACACCACACGACUCAGUGACAGACUGACACCAGGGGACUCUACUGCUGCGGGGGCCGAGGGAGGGGGGCAGGACGGGCCCGCAGGAGACAUCCAGGGGUUUGUCAUGUGCUCUAAAAUAUAAAACAUGAUCCAUUCAACGCCGUCAUGUUCAUGCUGCCUCAAACUGCUGCUCCACCUGGGCUGACAGGGCUUUAGCUUCACUGUUUCCUUAAAAUAGACGACGUUUAGCUCAACACGCCUGCUUUAAAGUAGCUGUGAGGUCCUAAAGACGGGACAGAAGCAGGGGAUAAGAGGCACAUCUCUGUUCUUGGAAUGAAAUCAGUGCUGGCUGGAGAACUUGUUCCUUGGCAUGUGAUUCAUGCAGUAAUAGAAUCAACUAAGAGGAAGCACCAAGACUCUCUAUUUAACCCUCAAAAUGCCUUUAUUUUCACAGCAUGGUCAUGUAGACGUUAGAGAGAAGUCUUCAGAUUGUGUUUUUAAGGUUUACACAACCGUGGUGUGAAAAUAAAGUCAUUUUAACCAUUAAAGAGAAAGCCUUGGAGUGCUUUCUUUAAUUAUUAUGACUGUUUCUCUGUCUUGAUAUAAACAGUUGUAUAGGCAUGCAUAGAAAACCAGGAGCGGCUGUACAAGCCCCUGUUAGUCUAAGGAGGUCUCAUCCUCUCCAAAAACACAAACCCAGUGAUGAAAAGCACAAAACAAAGCAGUUAGACUGUACAAAUCUGAGCUUUUGAUUCUCUUUGUAGAUAUUUUAGGGCUAUGUGCUGCAGCUAACAUCAGCUCAGCAUGUUUUAACUUACAAACUUUAGCUGACUGAAAUUCUUUAAAAAGUUCAGACUGCAAACAUCUAAAAAGAAAAUGUUAGUGUCCUGCACAGUACUGCAUUAGCUCUUUAAAAGAUGUUUGAAUGUCUGGUGUAAUGCAGCUUCGAUUAAUUUUUAACUUAAUCCUGUAAAGUUAGACUUCUGCUGCCCACUCGUCCUGUUAAAGGUUUAUAAAGUUAACGCCCACCCUCUCCGCGCUCUCCCCAUGGAGAGUUUUUGGUCCCAGAGCAGUGAGGCGUGUUGUACGAGUGGGAGACGAGGUGUACAGUCAAUCCUCUCCCACGUCCCCCCGGGGAGACGAUAAAUGUCAGGGAGCUCGUCUUGUGGCACUCCUGCAGAGACGUAUCGGCAGCUGUACGGCAUAAAGAGAUGUGGAGAGAGCUCUGUUUUAGUCUGCGCUCAUUAGGCGGAGAAUUUACUGCAGGAUGGAGCACGUUAGUCAAACAUAGCAAACGUCAUGGAGGCUAAAAGGGAGAGGAAAUAUCAGAGCAGCAUGUGUGAUAUCUAAGAAGUUCACUGUAAAGUACUUCCCCACUGUGGAUUUUAUCCACUAUUGGGCCUUUUAAACCUUCUUAGGUAGUAUGUUGUAAAGAGCCUGAACUGGCUCUGUGCUUUAAAAUUACACUUAGAUUAUAAAACUACAAACAUCCCUCCCUCCUGGUGAAUGAAAUAGUAGAUAUUUUAAUGUGCAGUUAACGAGGUGGCUAGAUUUAUGACGGCGCGCUCUCCCCCUCCAGGCAGCAUGUGAUGCUGUCAGCUGAUCCUCCAUCAGACGGAGAAAUAUACGAUCUUCUGUUUCAGCACAUAAAAACCUCUGGAUGCUCUUCAGGCCUCACUCUGCCUCCUCUCGCCUCUGUCCGCUCAGACUGAAUCACUACUAACCCUCUGUGUCCGUCUGUGGCAGCAGCACAUGAUUCUGAAGGAGGCACAACCUCUCACAAUCGGCCACAGACCCCUCCACUAACACCACAUACAUGAAUACUGACCACAGCUCUCAUCGCUCUAACAGGGUUUAAGAGGCUAAGCUAGCUCCAGGACACGUCUGUGCUAAGCUAUGUUAGCUCAUCACUUCUUCAUGUGGGAUUCCUUAAAAACAUGUCAUUUCACUCACACUGGUGUCAGCACUUUGGUUUGGGUUUAUGCACCAAAAUGACUUGGUUAUAUGUGGGACAAGAUCCUAGUCUUAGCUAAAAUAUAAAUCCAAAGGCCUCUUAUGUUGAUUUUAAAAUAAUAGGAGAGUACUAGAGCCACUUUAAGGAGAAAAAUCAGAGAUUUUGUGGAUAAAGUCCUCAUUUCUUGCAAAAAAAAAAAGGAGCUAAAGUUAGCUUGUGUUCUAUUUUUAUAGGAAUAUCUAAAAAGUAUGCUGCUGCCUGCAGUAAAACAGAACAUCUCGUAAAGUUCAGCCUCUGUAAAGGUUUCUGUAGCAAAUCGCUCCCUUAGUCAACCUUUGAAAUUCCUCUGGACACGCUGCGGUCUGUCUCCAACAUGUCCCAGAGGUCCAUUGUGCUCUGCAUGAGACAUGCACCAGAUCUAUCCAGCAGCAGCCAAACCACCUCAAUCCUUGUAGAGCAGAUUGAUCCACACAGGAGGAAAAACAUGCGAAGCAUCCGCUCACCUGUGAAAUGCAACCCAACACACAGACUUUGAUCGUAAAUCAUCACUCUAACAUCACAUCUCAUUUUGUGGCACAGGCUACAGGCCGGUCAGAGGGUCACGGAGCUACUGAGGUCCCGUUAACGAAGAAAAGUUCACUUUUGAGAUGGAAACAUGAAACCACACGUUUGACUUCCUGUACUCACCCAUGGUGGGAACAAUGGAAUCGUGGAAUAGACUAGAAAUGAAGAGCAAAAAAGGCAUCAUUUCCAGAGAGCAGUGGUUCUCAACCUUGGGUUGAGACCCCCUUGGAGGUCUUGAGACACUGACACGGGGUCUCCAGAUGCCCUAAAAAACUAAGAAUAUUUUUUAAACGAUACUGUUGCCACUUUCCACCAUCUUUUGCCAUUAUUAACCCAUUGUAGCAAUUUUUAACCAGAUUUUUAUUCUUUUUUUUAUCAAGGGGGAUUUACAUUUUUAAGAAGGCUAUUUACUGCACAAAAAUACGUAUUUUUCUUUGAUAAGAGUAAUUAUUUUUUCAGUUUCGAUAUGAAAUAUGUUUAUCACAUCUUAACUUUAAAAGGGACCAUGGUUUUGUUGACCUCCAUGGACCCCCGGUUUGGCUGUGCACCAGAAAGCUCUUCCAUUUAUCCUCCUUUAUGGAUGGCCUUUUCUGCACAUGACUAUUCCAAAUUGUGCAUGGCUGUGUUAACCAUCUUCAGGUACAGUUGGAUGUCCCUGUUCUCUGGCACUUUUAUUUUGGGGGUUGCGGGCUGAAAAGGUUGAGAACCCCUGCCAUAGAGAACUCUUGGUUCUCCCUUGAUCUUGUAAUCUUGAGUCUCUAGCUGUUCAGGACAUGAGGAACGGUUCCAGUGGGCGACGGCACGCACCAUCAGUCAGAGCAAAGCCCUGCGCACUUGGAACUUAGCUCAGGCGGAGUAUGUGGAAUAUGGGGGUAAUACUUACUUUUAUGGUACAUCAGCACCAUUGUCAGUGCAUUUACAUGCACCGCUGAGUUGACAUAGAGUUCCAGCUCAUUUAGGAUAUUUAACUGGACUGCUGUCCUUGUCCCAGGAUGCACACGCUGAGGGAGAACUGAUUUAAUGAUAGGAAAAACAUCUGCUACUCUAACAUGCCCCUUUUAAUCAAGUUUCUGUAGACAUUUUUCACAUUAAGUACUUUGGCACAAAUGUGUUGCCUGCAUCCCUCUUACUUAAAAGCUCUGGUCAUUUACAUGCAAAAAUAAAACAGUCUCCAACUGAACUAUCUACAUGUGUCCAGCUAUGAGGAAUUUAACUUCAACAUGAUGAAUUCCUCUGCAUCAGAUCUGCCCUAAAGUUGCUCCAUGUAGCCUUGAACCCUACAAAAAGGCCUACCUACCUAACGACCCAGACUGCAACCCCUGUGAUUCUGCCACUGGUUAGCACGGGUCACGGGUUAGCACCAGCCUCUCAGUAAUGUCUACAGAUGUGUUGUGUGUACUCCAUAGCUGCAGGCUGCAAUAGAUGUCGGUCAGUGGCUGAAAAGUGUCAAGAAAAAUCCUUCAGCUGAUUCACCAGCUUCCCAUCUCCCGCGAUGUCUCCCCUUUUUUCUCUGUCGAUCAGUAUUUAUUAGCUCCAUCUCAAACACAAGUUUCAACCGCCAUAGCUUCCUGUGCACAAACAUGCAGGAAAUAAGAGGACAGGACUGCGAACCGGCAUAAAAUUACACUGCUGAGUAGCAUCUGGGCACAGUAUUGCAGAGCGGUGUGGACACGCAAUAAACAAGUAUUUAGUAUCAAGUAUCAGACUGCAGUCCGACUGACAUGUUUACAUGCAGUUUUAGUCAGAUGAUCUACUUUUUCUGACAGCAUGUAAAUGCACGGACUGUAAAGUUCAAGGUUCAAAGUUCUUUAUUAGAACCCAAAAAGGUACAUUUGUUGUGCAGACAGGAGUUCAGCAUCCAUUAAAAUGUUAAAACAAACAUUGACGAUUAAAACCAAGUCAUGAUAAAGUGCUCUGGAUGACAUCCAGUCUAAAAUAACACUCCAGAAGUGCUAAAGUGCUUUUGAAGGCUGCCUAGAAUAAUACAUACUCCAUUAAAGUUAAAGUGCAUCAUAGUUUUGUCAAGCAGUGCCAUAUCUGCAGGUACAUCAGUGCUCCUGUAGCGUUCAGUUCUCCCUUUAGUAAGUAUCAGGAUUGUGCAAAAAGUUGUUUUUUUUCUGCCGAAAAAAAGACUCACUUGCAAGAAAGGAUCUCAUUUGUAACAGAGAAAAUGGAUGUAAGCAAUCAGGAUCUUUAAAAUAACAUGCAGGCUAAAAAUACCCCACAAUGGGGUUUUUCUCCUCAGAAACAGCGGUUUCCUAAAAUAUUAUGACUUAUUUCUCAGAUUCUCUGAUUUUACUCCAUUAACAUGGCUCUCAUUCUGUGUCUUAGUUUAAAAACUCUCCGUUAAAGUGAGGGAUUUGUUUCCAGACACAGUUUGGUCUGUCUGGACGAUCCAAUAAAAGGCGACAAAAAUACACGACUGGGUGAAAUACAGCCUUUAAGGAGUCCCCCUUCACAGUCAUCAUCAGGUGAUGCUGAGCGUCCUCUCACUCACGUGCACACUAACACACACACACACAUUUACACACACACUGACAGCCAGCUGUUGACAUCUUCAAACAAACUGAUGAGAGGACACGGAAGAGACUUUUUUAAUGUUCUUAUUUUAGCACAUCAUCGACACAGGGUAAUAAUAAGAGUGGAGAACACUAUUUAUUUAUGUUUGGGUAAGUCACUGCCCUCUCUCUCUCUCUCUCUCUCUCUCUCUCUCUCUCUCUUUCUCUCUGAAGGGUUCACUUUCGUUAGCGGACAGCGACGCGUCCACAUUUUGCUAUGGUUUAGUUUUGUUCUCACAUAUCUUGACUUUUAAACGUGGAUACAGGGUAUAUAUUUGAACAAAAAUGACUGUCUCAGAGCUCAGAGCUGACGUGUUGGUGCACUCUAAAACCUGCGGCAUUUAUUUAUCAGAGCGGAUAAACAAGAGACUAUUUCUGCCAGCGUGUUUGAGCGUGUGUGUGUGUGUGUUGACCUUUUCUCAGACCCUGUUUACACUUCACGCUAAGAUCUGUGCUGGGUUCCAGAUACCAGACACAUGCAUUCAAACUUUUGCAUUAACGUCUCCAGUGCUAACCUAUGAUUGUAACCCAUUCGCCAACCUCUUAUGCAAGUAUCAGCCUGUGCAUCAUCUCUGUGUCGCUUCCCCCGGCGUUGACGGUCUGUUUUUAUGAGACUUUUGCUGAGAGAGAUCCAUAAAUGUGACCCAAUCCCACAUGGUUUAUUCACUAACUUCACCAUGUCCUUUAAAGGAAAAAAUGAAGGAGAAAAGCUGCUAAAAAAGCUGCUGCAGGCUCUUAAUUAUUGGAUGGGUUUCUCUGCAUGCAACGUGCAGUGAAGAAGCUUGCAGCACAGAUGGAUGGAGGCAAGUUAGCCACAUGCUAAUAGACUAGCGGCGCCUCUUGAACAGCUUUUCUCCCUCAUUUUGUCAUAACGAUGCUUCUGGGGUUCCAGUUUAGCUCACUGGGUAGAGCAGGCAUCCAUACACAGAAGUUAUAGUCCUUGAUACGGAAUCGGUUCCUGGUCUUGGUCCUGUUUGGUGCAUGUCUUCCCCCACUCUCUUCAGAGUCUAUAGGAAACAGGGAUGGGGCGCUGAUGGUUAUGUCUGCGCAUCCCAUGUAUGAAGGCUUCUUUGCAUGUCAUUCCCGACUCUCCUGCUCCAAUUUCCAAGUUAAUCCAUGGUUCUUUCCCUCAAAUAAGGGCAUAGAAGUCCAAAAAUAAGCAUUGAAAAGAAGUGGGGAGAUAAAGCAGCUCUUUGAAUGGAAUUGCUGCAAAUUUCCCUCCAUUCAUUUGUAUUGUUAGCAGCAUCACUGCACAAUGCACAGAGCACAUAAGGAUACCUAGCUUAGCAAAUAAACCUUGUGGGGUGUCAGCUGGAGCAUAAUGAAGACUCCAUUUAGGAGAACAGGCGACCAGCGAGGCUGAACCGAUGUGUGUACGCCACAUUUUUGGCUGACUUCAUUCAUGCCAGGUCAUGUUGCAUCUACACAACCGAUCCGACCCAGAUGGAGACGUCCCAUCACCUCUGUAAGCAGUGUAACCUUUAUAUCCGAAUUCCCAGAGUGGAUGUUAAUGUGAGGUUUAAACGGGGUCUUUCUCUGCCGCUCUGAGAAUAAACCCGCUGAUGUUUCUACGGUGCGUACCGACACAGAUGCUCCUCACUCCUGGGCUUCAUUGUUGCACUUAGAGUUUACAUUUUGAUGGUUAAAAGGUAAAAAAUAAUAAUAAUAAAAUCUUAUUUUGAAGACGGAAGGCCCUCCAAUCAAAGCGUCUUUCGCCAAUGUGUGUUCAAGUGAACAUUCAUAUAUAAAUAUUUAUUUGUUAUAGCCAGUUUAAAAAAGACUUUCUGUUUUGUAUUAUUAUUUAUCCUUCAUGUAUUUAUAUCGAGAAAAAAUACUGUACUUUUUUAGUAUUUACCUGUUAUGAAAGAAAAAAAAACAAGGUUGUGUUUCUUCUUGUCCAUUGUACUGAAGUUACAUUUUUUAGUUCUUGUAUUUUAGAAGAAGAAAACGUAGUUUUUAUGUUCCUAUGAUGACCCUUGUACAUAAAUGUCUUGGCUUGUACAGGGAAAAAGGCACAGGCGGGGAUCGGUGACCCGCCGGUGCAUAGUCUGAAAAUUUAGACCAACUAUUAGCUGGAAAAAAGAACGAGUCUUUUUGGAGAAAACUACUUCUUUCUUUGUCCUUUGUAGCUCCUUUUUCUUUCAUUGUUGAGAGAGUUGUCUGUCGAACAAUUCUUUAAUAAAAUGUUAUGUUAUUCA
Messenger RNA from Cheilinus undulatus (humphead wrasse), 9379 nucleotides. It is a transcript of the gene hoxb3a, whose product is annotated as homeobox B3a. The record is from RefSeq and is a predicted model, not a curated record. Gene Ontology annotation, molecular function: RNA polymerase II cis-regulatory region sequence-specific DNA binding; DNA-binding transcription factor activity, RNA polymerase II-specific. Gene Ontology annotation, cellular component: nucleus. Gene Ontology annotation, biological process: regulation of transcription by RNA polymerase II. Lineage: Eukaryota; Metazoa; Chordata; Actinopteri; Labriformes; Labridae. The transcript has 5 exons. The coding region runs from base 625 to 2079 and encodes 484 amino acids.